Molecule: messenger RNA, 4302 nt
Organism: Cucumis sativus (cucumber)
Lineage: Eukaryota; Viridiplantae; Streptophyta; Magnoliopsida; Cucurbitales; Cucurbitaceae
Product: RNA-dependent RNA polymerase 1-like
Exons: 6
Coding region: 690-4082 (1130 amino acids)
Biological process (GO): siRNA processing
Cellular component (GO): nuclear RNA-directed RNA polymerase complex
Molecular function (GO): RNA binding; RNA-directed RNA polymerase activity
Source: RefSeq, a predicted model, not a curated record
UGGUUUGGGGAUGGAUUUUCAGACAAAGAUCAAACAAAUUAAAAAAUGGUUGAUUUUCUCCAAAUUCAAUCCAAUUCAUUGGGUAAGUUUGGUUUGAUUUGGUUUUACCCAUUUUGAAACCACAAGGACUAAAUAUGAUCCAUCAAAUUUGGUGACAGAAAUAUGUUUUUGUAUUAAAAAUGGUGAUUUCACAAGAAAAAACCAAGAAAAAUAGAGCAAGAUGAAAAGGUUAACCAAAGGGUGCUAUUUCUUUUUGACAAUUUGACUGGUUACACCUCACUUGAUCAGUCUCUACUUCACGAUCCCUCGUCUCCCUCUGUAUGGGCUCUCAAACGGUCAGACCAAAAGUUACGUUGGAAUUACUGGCGCUGAAGCGAUUUUCUUCUUUCAAAGCUCCAACAUUGGAGUUUGAUCUAGGCGAGCACUCAGGUUGGAAACUCGAGCAUUCACCUAUAUUCUGGGGCUGUCUGAUUGUGUGUCUCUUUCCAUUUUCAAAACAAAGGUUUCUUUGGUUUCUUUUCAUUGAGUGUUUCUUGUCGAGACAACAUUCACCCUUGGCAGUUUCAUUAACUAGACCUUAUUUUCUUCACAUUGUCAUGGAAUGCUCCAUUCAAAUUGGAACCCCAAUACGCAUAGGAGCAUAGAAGUUAGGCCUCUUAGAAAGUCGUGAAAGAUUUCUUUGGAAUCUCAUGGGGAAAACAAUUCACAUUAGUGGAUUUCCUUCACAUGUCACCGCAGAUGCUGUUAAGAAUUUUUUGGAGGGUCAUACAGGUCCAGGUACUGUGUAUGCCAUAAAGGUUAGACCACCUAAGAGAGGGGGAGGUAGACUAUAUGCUAUUGUUCAAUUCACUAGUGCUACACAAGCUGAGUUGAUCAUUUCUUUAGCUAAUCAACGUCUAUGGUACGGAUCUUCUUAUCUUAAGGCUCGGGCAACCGAGGUUGAUAUUGUACCAAAACCUAGGACAUACAUGUAUACCUUGGAAGAGUUGCUGCUAUGCUUUGGUUGUCAAGUCUCAACUGAAAAGUUUCGUGUUCUAUGGGAAGGAAAUGUUGAUUUGGUGACUUUUGGAAUUGGAAUGCGGAAAAUGAACUUUCAUUUGAAAUAUAAGUCUGUUGAGUAUAGGCUUGAGCUUUCAUAUGAGAUCAUUUGGCAGAUACAACUGCACUGUCCGCGAGAUCAGUCUAUGAAGUAUCUUCUGAUCCAGUUAAGUGGAGCUCCUCGGAUAUAUAAAAAAGUUGCACCGAAUAGUGGACAAAUCUUCGACAAUCCACUUUUGAACUUUUUUAAGGAAGCAUCUGAUGAUCAAUGGGUUAGAACGACUGAUUUUACUUCAUCAUGCUCUAUUGGACAAUCUUCUUCUUUAUGUUUGAAGCUACCUAAUGGCCGUCAACUUCCACCUUUUAAACAAAAUUUUGCUUAUUAUGAAGAAUUUGAACAUGAAUUCCGCUUGAUAGAUGAAGAUGCCAAUUUUUCUUUUUGUAGAGAUCUUGCUCCCAUUGUUGAUUCUCGUUCUCAUGUUCUGCCGUAUAAAAUUUUGUUUAAAAUAAAUGCAUUAGUUCAAUAUGGUUGCAUUCCAUGGCCAUUACUUGAUGCUAGUUUCUACCGGUUGGUCGAAAGAAUAAUAACAACAAGAAUUGAAUUUGUUGAACAUGCCUUGGAAAAACUGUUCCAUUUAAAGGAAUGCAACUAUGAUCCAUCAAACUUUCUUACAGAGCAGUACAGAAAGUAUUCAAGACAUCCUCCAAAUUCUCCUGUUAUAUCCUUGGAUGAUGGUUUGGUAUAUGUUCGUAGGGUUCAAAUAACACCUUGUAAGGUGUUCUUCUGUGGUCCUGAAGUCAAUGUCUCAAAUCGGGUGUUGCGCCAUUUUUCUCAAUAUAUUGAUAAUUUUCUUCGUGUGUCUUUUGUUGAUGAGGAGUGGGAUAAAAUGCGUUCAACAGAUUUAUUGCCACGGAUGUCUUCAAAGAGUGAGGAUGGUAAAACUGAUAUCUACAGGAGAAUUCUCUCUGUUCUUAAAAAUGGCAUAGUCAUAGGUGAUAAAACCUUUCAGUUUCUUGCAUUCUCAUCAAGCCAAUUAAGAGAUAAUUCCUUGUGGAUGUUUGCUUCCGGACCUGAUAUUGACGCAGCUUAUAUUAGAGCGUGGAUGGGCGAUUUUCGACAUAUCAAGAAUCCCGCAAAGUAUGCUGCUAGAUUGGGCCAAUCAUUCGGCUCAUCGACAGAGGCACUUUCAGUUGCUAGUAAUGAAAGGGAAAUUAUUCCUGACAUAGAGGUUCAACAGGGAGAAAUCAAGUAUGUCUUUUCUGAUGGAAUUGGAAAAAUAUCAAGCAAAUUCGCCAAAGAGGUUGCUGCAAAAUGUGGUUUCCAAGCCGUCCCGUCUGCUUUUCAAAUUCGUUAUGGUGGAUAUAAGGGUGUUGUUGCUGUUGAUCCGUACUCAACUAUAAAAUUAUCUCUGAGGAAGAGUAUGUGCAAAUUUGAAUCAGACAACACAAAACUUGACGUCUUAGGCCAUAGCAAAUACCAACCAUGCUUCCUUAAUCGUCAACUGAUUACUCUCAUGUCUACUCUAGGUGUUAGAGACGAAAUUUUUGAGAAAAAACAAAGUGAAGCUGUAGAACAAUUGGAUGCCAUUUUAACAGAUCCAUUGAAGGCUCAAGAAGCUUUGGAGUUGAUGUCUCCCGGAGAGAAUACUAAUAUUCUCAAGGAAAUGCUCAAAUGUGGCUAUCAACCAGAUGUCGAGCCGUAUCUGUCAAUGAUGUUACAAACUUUCCGGGCAUCAAAGUUGCUAGAGUUACGCACCAAAUCAAGAAUCUUUAUCCCAAAUGGGAGAGCGAUGAUGGGAUGUCUUGAUGAGACCAGGACCUUGGAAUAUGGGCAGGUAUUUGUGCAAAUCUCCAGUGGUAGACAUCGAAAUUUAUCUGAAUCCUUCGCAUUCAAUAGAAUUGGUCGAGAACACCAUUUAGUUAUUGAAGGAAAUGUUACAGUUGCUAAAAAUCCCUGCCUGCACCCUGGUGAUGUUCGUGUAUUAAAGGCUGUAAAUAUACCUGGUUUGUACCAUAUGGUUGACUGUGUAGUUUUUCCUCAAAAAGGAUCAAGGCCUCAUCCGAAUGAAUGCUCAGGUAGUGAUUUAGAUGGUGAUAUUUACUUUGUCUGUUGGGACACCGAAUUGAUCCCGUCUCGACAAAUUCCACCUAUGGAUUAUACUCCUGCACCUCCAAAUGAGUUAGAUCGUGAUGUUACAACUGAGGAUAUCCAAGAAUAUUUUGUGAACUACAUGGUUAAUGAUAGUCUUGGAAUCAUUGCCAAUGCUCAUACUGCCUUUGCAGAUAAAGAGCUCUUUAAAGCAAGGAGUAGUCCUUGUUUGGAGCUUGCAAAGCUAUUCUCCGUUGCUGUGGACUUCCCAAAAACUGGAGUACCAGCUAUAAUACCUUCUCAUUUAUAUGUCAAAGAGUUUCCUGACUUUAUGGAGAAGCCUGACCGACCCUCUUAUGAAUCAAACAAAGUAAUUGGAAAACUUUUUCGGGCUGUGAAAGACAUUGCACCAACUUUAAGCCAUAUUCGGUCAUUUACUCGAGAUGUAGCAAGAAGGUGUUACGACUGUGAUAUGGAAGUCGAAGGCUUUGAAGAUUAUGUUGAAGAUGCCUUCUAUCAUAAAAGCAAUUAUGAUUACAAGUUGGGGAAUUUGCUUGAUUAUUAUGGUAUCAAGUCUGAGGCAGAAGUACUUAGUGGGAGUAUCAUGAGGAUGUCCAAGUCUUUCACCAGGAGAAGAGAUGCAGAAGCAAUCAACUUGGCUGUAAGGUCUCUGAGAAAGGAGGCUAGGACAUGGUUCAAUGCAAGAGAAGGCGCAGAUUCGAAUUCAGAUGAUUUAUUUGCCAAAGCUUCAGCUUGGUACUAUGUUACAUACCAUCACUCUUAUUGGGGCUGCUAUAAUGAGGGAAUGAAACGCGACCAUUAUUUGAGCUUCCCCUGGUGUGUUUACGACAAACUGAUGCAAAUCAAGGAGAAUAAUUUGAGAAGAAGAGAGAGAGCUGCAAGACUGGCAAGUUUCGACAGAUUCGGACAUGUGUUAAAUCUUGGUGGGAGUUGAAGAAUGAUCAAUAUGGUUGGUUUGCUGUCAGAUUGAACUAAAUUUUUCUGUAGCUUUAAAUGAUUGAACUAAGAGAGGAAACUUGAAAUGGAAAUUGUCUUUUAACUCGUUGAAAACUUGUUAGUUUAUAAGGAAUGUUGUUUCUGUUUACCGUGUAAUAUCCACAUUCGCAUGUACAGAGUUCAUGAAAUCUCAAACCUUAGUCUCACUUUCUCUUAAA